AUGUGCGAAGUCUGGAUCAGCCUCCCUUGUCUGCGCGCCGCCCCCAGGUGGGACGCUGUUUGGGAAAUACUCGGCAGGCAUCCGACCUACGUGAACAGGCGGCCAGACUACCGGAGGUACAGCGCCGUCCACCAGGCUGCCCUGUUCGGCGACGUGGGCGUCCUCCGCAGGCUGGUGGAGGAGUGCGGCGCCGACCCCCGCGCGCUCACCGCGGACGGCACGACGGCGCAGCACGUGGCGGCGGAGCACGGGCACGGGGAGGCCGCGGAGUUCCUCGAGCAGUGUGCCCUCGAGUACGCGAAGAAGAGGUCCAGAGCGGAGGCUGCGUGUCCAGCGGGAGCGGCGUCGAUGGAGGCCGCGAACCGCGGUGGCGGACAUCAUAGAGAAGGCUAA
This is a messenger RNA of Prorocentrum cordatum, 393 nucleotides long. Lineage: Eukaryota; Dinophyceae; Prorocentrales; Prorocentraceae. The record is from the annotation of a GenBank genome assembly.